AUUUGUGUCGGUGAUGCCACUGAAAUUCUAUUGUGACCACUUUUACGUCACGCCCCAUGGCGGUUAUUCAAAAGGUUUGGUUAUAGAAUAAAGCGGUCAUAUAACUACUCAUCUUCGAUCUAUUCAUUUGAUCGCGAAGAGCCUACAGGAUAUUUUCAUUCCAGAAUUAAUUCAGGUGUUUUGUUAUUGCACUGAAUGAUUCAAAAUAGUGCAUAAAGAAUAUGUUUAGUCUACUUAGUAUAUCUGUAUUGACGUGGGGAUUAGUUUCCUCUCAAUAUUUAUCAUCAGAAGCCCAAGUUAGGCCUUUAACAUUUGCCAUGCGCAAAUUAGCAUUUUCAACAAAUCAAUUUGGAAUAGAUCUUUACCGUGCUUUAAAAGUACCGAAAAAUGAAGGUGUGGCGUUUUGUCCAUUUUGCAUAAGUACAUCCUUAGCCAUGAUUCUCUUGGGAGCACAAGGAAGAUCUGCAAAUGCCUUACAACAAGCUUUAUAUUUAUGGGGAGUUCGUCAAGAAGAUGUGCAUAUUGCCUUCCAUGAUUUGCUAAUUCACCUUCGAGACAAUUUGCAAGUAACUCCUGGCCAUCACAUAGCAGAUCACAUGGGCAACAACAAUGGCGGUUACCGACAAGAUUAUGGAGUUCAAGAUUUUGAAAUUGUACUAUUUAACAGCAUUUACGUUCAACGAGAAUACAGUAUUCUUUAUCAUUAUCAAAAGUUUUUACAUAGCUUCUAUAACACAUCUGUUCAUCCACUAGAUUUCAGUAUGUACGGCGAAGAAAGCAGGCUUCAUAUUAAUGCCAUUGUUGAGAAACAAACAAAAGGAAAUAUAAAAAAUAUUCUUGCCCAGCCUUUGCCUAAAACUACAAGUGUCUUGCUUCUUAAUGCUUUAUCGUUCGAUGGUAUAUUAGAUGCAACAGGCUCUACUAUUUCUCAGCCUCAAGAGGACAUCCAUCGUCAUUCACAAUUUAGCCAAUAUCCUCAAGGACCUCAUUCUUUUGGAAUGAAUUAUGCUUAUCAACAAACUCAUAGCAGAUUACCACCAAUGGGAGGACUUUCAUCUUACUUUGCACCAUCAAUUUCUCAAGUUGUUCCUUACGCAGCCGCCAGUGCUUAUCAGAGCCAUAACUUCAUCACAGCACCAACCAGAACUAGACAAGGAGGACUACGCCACGGAACAUAUGACUAUCUUGGAUGCACUGGUGUAGAAAUACCUUUCAGAAGUGGAAUGCUGUCUCUUGUUAUUUUGAUUCCAUCUGACACAAGUAGUAUCAACAUGUUAGAAACCAGACUAAAUGCUCAACACAUCACUGAUAUUUUGGGAACAAUGCAAUCCAGAAACGUCAUCUUAGAAAUGCCUCCUAUAUCUUUCGAAGACAGCCCAAAGAAUUUGACCCAAGCUCUUUUCAGAAGUGGUCUAGUAGAUCUCUUUACACCAGGAUUCGCAGAACUUCUCGGCAUGAGUGACUUUAGAUGGUUGCACAUCACUAACCUUAUCCAUAAGAUAAACGUAAAUAUUAAGAAUGGAAAUGGUAUCCAAGCACCUGCAACUGGUCAAGAAACAAUACACAUGAAUGUCCAAGACAAGCCUUUCCUUUUUUUCGUCAUCGAUAAUAUAAGUGGACUAGCCUUAGUUAUGGGCAAAAUGGCCGGUAGACGGAUAUAAUUGAAUAACAAAUAAUUCUAUUUUCGAACAAGUAUAUGUUACAUUGAAAACUCCAAGGUGUGCUAAGUUAUUUGAUGUGGUUUUCAGGUUUUGUUCUUCUUCAAAGUGAUAGAAUUGCUUCCAUAUUUUACUUUGAUUAAGUUUACGCUUCUAUAUUAUUUUUUCUUUCCUUUUUUUUUUCUUUUUUUAAUUUUGUGAAUCGACAUAUUUGCAUUUUUCGGCAGCAGAAAAGCAUCAUUUUUUUUUACUAUAAAAGUAUUUAUGCAUAAGAACGCAAAAACUGUUUAUUUUCUUCUGUUUUUUAACUUCAUGAAUUUCAUAAAAUGGUUUAAAAAGUAAAUUUAUUGCUAUAUAUGUCUCACUUAUGUACAUAUUCACAAUCUUUCUGUAUUCAUAUGAAAUAAAAGGUUUUGUAUCAAA
Molecule: messenger RNA, 2081 nt
Organism: Parasteatoda tepidariorum (common house spider)
Lineage: Eukaryota; Metazoa; Arthropoda; Arachnida; Araneae; Theridiidae
Product: leukocyte elastase inhibitor
Molecular function (GO): serine-type endopeptidase inhibitor activity
Source: RefSeq, a predicted model, not a curated record